CCGCAUGGUCACUUCCUUGUUGUUUCUCUAAACUUCACGCGACACAGUGGAAUAAUUCAUUGAUUCUUCAAACAUUGACCAGAGAUAUUAUUAGCGAUGUAUCAUCAACCGGUACUGAAGAACCGACGGACUCUUCUGGAACGAGCGGAGAAAUUCAUAUCUGAGAUUUAUUUCACCGACUGCAACCUUAGGGGAAGACUAUAUGGAGACACCUGUCCCCUGGAGUCCAUCUCCUCCUCUCUGUCACAGCAGCGGAUCCCAUUCCUGGAAGCCGUCAAACAGAACUUUCAGCCUUAUCAAGUUGGGGAGACCUUUGGACCUACAUGGUGGACGUGCUGGUUUAAAGUCUCUCUGAGGAUCCCAGACUCCUGGAGAGGGAAGCAGGUCCAUCUGAGCUGGGAGAGUGAUGGAGAGGCCAUGGUCUGGAGGGAUGAGCAGCCUGUACAGGGGUUGACCAAAGAAGGGGAGAAGACCAGCUACAUCUUGACUGAGUGUCUGAAGGAUGAUGAUCCACACAGCAUCUCCCUGUAUGUGGAGUUGGCGUGUAACAGUCUUUUCGGAGCGGGAAAGGGAUCCAUGAUUGCAGCACCUGACCCAGACAGGAAGUACUCUGUCCAGAAGGCCGAGCUUGUGGUGUUUAAGCAGGAAGUCAGGGAGCUGCUGACCGAUUUGGAGAUGCUGGUUGACAUGGUCAAGUUGCUGGGUGAGGGGGAACAGCGAGGGUACCAGGCUCUGUUCACAGCCAAUGAGAUGGUGAACCUGUGUGAGCCGACCAAUCCCAGCUCAUUUCCUGCGGCUCGAAGUCUGGCUCAGAAGUUCUUCAGCCAGAGGAAUGGAGACAGCCAGCACACUGUCCACGCUAUGGGACACUGCCACAUUGACUCAGCCUGGCUGUGGCCCUAUGAGGAGACCAUCAGGAAGUGUGCCAGGAGCUGGGUGACUGUGAUCAGACUGAUGGAGAAGAACCCUCACAUGGUCUUCACCUGUUCACAGGCUCAGCAGUUUGACUGGGUGAAGAGCUGGUAUCCAGGCCUGUUCUCUCAGAUCCAACACUACGUUAAGAAGGGGCAGUUCAUCCCUGUCGGAGGCACCUGGGUGGAGAUGGAUGGAAACCUGCCGUCAGGUGAGUCCAUGGUCAGACAGUUCCUGGAGGGACAGCGAUUCUUCAAGCAAGAGUUUGGAAACUACUGCAAAGAGUUCUGGUUGCCUGAUACGUUUGGCUACUCAGCCCAGCUCCCCCAGUUGAUGCAGGGUUCAGGCAUCACACGAUUCCUGACUCAGAAACUCAGCUGGAACCUCGUAAACACCUUCCCGCACAACACCUUCUUCUGGGAGGGUCUGGAUGGUUCUCGGGUUCUGACACACUUUCCCCCAGGGAACUCUUAUGAGAUGAAGGGGAAGGUGGAGGAUCUGGUCAACACUGUGAAGAACAACAAGGACAAAGGACGAGCCAAUCACAGUGCAGCACUGUUUGGUUUUGGAGACGGAGGAGGAGGGCCCACCCAGCUGAUGUUGGACAGACUGGACAGGGUCCAGGACACAGACGGACUGCCUCGGGUCCAGAUGUCCAGCCCUGACCGGCUCUUCUCUGAGCUUGAGGCGGACUCCUCUCUUCUGUGUACCUGGACUGGAGAACUAUUUCUUGAACUACAUAACGGAACCUACACCACACAGGCACAGAUCAAGCUGGGGAAUCGUCAGUGUGAGACCUUGCUCCAUGACGUUGAGGUGGCCAGCAGCUUGGCUCUGUGUCUGGACAAGACGUUUCAGUAUCCCUCCCAACCGCUACGAAUCCUCUGGAGGCAGCUCCUCCUGAACCAGUUCCAUGAUGUGAUUCCUGGCACCUGUAUAGAGAUGGUGGUAGAGGACGCACUACGAUAUUAUCAAGACAUCCGUACCAUGGGGACCAGACUGCUGCGUGUCUCCUGUGAGGCCCUGGCGUCUAAAGGGGCUAUGACCCAGACAGGAGACUCUGACAGUACAGCUACUUCCAUUGCUGUCCUCAACACGCUGCCCUGGGAACGCACCGAGGUUCUCCCACUGACAGGGGGCGCUCCCGAUCAUCAACAACCAUGCCUAGCUCUGGUGACAGUCCCCAGUGUUGCCGUAGUUUCGGUCCGUGAUGCCACUGCUACCAAACCUGUCCCUCUGGUCUCUGUCAAAGUUCAGGCUGACGGUACCGUCCUCAUGGAGAAUGGGAUACUACGUGCUGUUGUUAAUAAGGAUGGAUGCCUGGCUUCCUUGUACCUGGUCCAGACUAACAGAGAGGCGAUAUCUCACGGAUGCAGUGGGAACCAGUUUGUGAUCUUUGAUGAUGUUCCUCUGUACUGGGACGCCUGGGACGUGAUGGACUACCACCUACAGACACGGAAGCCGGUAGUAGAGGUGGUGUCUCCUGUCCAGAUAGCAUCUCCAGGAGGACUGAGAGGCAGUGUGACCUUCACUCUCAGGAUCAGUGAUAAGAGCACCAUCACCCAGGAGAUCAUCCUGGACGCCAUGUGUCCUCAUAUCAAGUUUAAUACUCAGGUGGAGUGGUUUGAGUCCCAUAAGUUCCUGAAGGUAGAGUUCCCAGUGAGGGUGAGGAGCCCCAAUGCCACCUAUGAGAUCCAGUUUGGACACCUGCAGAGACCCACACACAGGAACACGAGCUGGGACUGGGCACGCUUCGAGGUUUGGGGCCACAAAUGGGCAGACCUAUCGGAGCACGGCUUCGGGGUGUCUCUGCUGAACGACAGUAAAUAUGGAUACUCUGUUCACCAGCACACCAUGACGCUGUCUCUACUGCGAGCUCCUAAGGCUCCUGAUGCCAACGCUGACAUGGGCAGUCAUCAGUUCACCUACGCUGUCAUGCCACAUACAGGAACCUUCCAGGAAGCGUCAGUCAUCCAAUGGGCCUACAACCUCAACAGCCCUCUGAGACUGACCGACUACGCCCCCGGCUCCCAUACUGCAGCCUGGAGCGCCUUCUCUGUCAGCGCUGCAGCCGUCAUCCUGGAGACCAUCAAACAGGCGGAGGACAGGAAGGAUGCUCUGGUGGUACGGCUCUAUGAGUCACAUGGCAGCAGUGUCACGGCGUACCUCACUACAGGCUUCCCCAUCGCCGAGGCUUGGCACUGUGAUCUACUGGAGCGAGUGGAUCCCUCUCGUCCUGCACCAAUCACAGCCUCCGGAAUCUCUGUCAGCUUCAGUCCCUUCCAGAUUGUGUCCCUUCUACUGUACCUGAAGUAAAAAAUGAUUUAGAUGCUGGUCUGAACGUAAAUGUGUCCCUGUAAAUUACGUUCAGCUUGUAAAGGCUUCAUAAGCACUGCAUAAAUGUGUUACGUAGCAUCUAUAACGGUUUCAUUAAUGUGGCAUAACUGAAAAUCAGCCGUGUCAAAUGUGUCAUCGCCCACUGUGGAAUAUGAUAAAAGCUUUAUAAAGGGUGACGUGUUCUCUAAAGUGAGUGUGAAUGAGUGUGAAAGGUCUGGUACACCAACGCAUCAGACUUGGCCUAGUUACGGUGAGGUUUAAAUUCUAAUUUUAAGGAGAUUAAUUGUGGAAAUGGGAAGGUUACCAUGGAUAGUUAUAUUGUUCUGUUAAAGACCUGACUGGGCCCAGCACCAUGGAUAGUUAUAUAGUUCUGUUAAAGACCUGACUGGGCCCAGCACCAUGGAUAGUUAUAUUGUUCUGUUAAAGACCUGACUGGGCCCAGCACCAUGGAUAGUUAUAUAGUUCUGUUAAAGACCUGACUGGGUCCAGCACCAUGGAUAGUUAUAUAGUUCUGUUAAAGACCUGACUGGGUCCAGCACCAUGGAUAGUUAUAUAGUUCUGUUAAAGACCUGACUGGGUCCAGCACCAUGGAUAGUUAUAUUGUUCUGUUAAAGACCUGACUGGGUCCAGCACCAUGGAUAGUUAUAUUGUUCUGUUAAAGACCUGACUGGGCCCAGCUCCAUGGAUAGUUAUAUUGUUCUGUUAAAGACCUGACUGGGCCCAGCACCAUGGAUAGUUAUAUUGUUCUGUUAAAGACCUGACUGGGUCCAGCACCAUGGAUAGUUAUAUUGUUCUGUUAAAGACCUGACUGGGCCCAGCACCAUGGAUAGUUAUAUAGUUCUGUUAAAGACCUGACUGGGUCCAGCACCAUGGAUAGUUCUGUUAAAGACCUGACUGGGCCCAGCACCAUGGAUAGUUAUAUUGUUCUGUUAAAGACCUGACUGGGUCCAGCACCAUGGAUAGUUAUAUAGUUCUGUUAAAGACCUGACUGGGUCCAGCACCAUGGAUAGUUAUAUUGUUCUGUUAAAGACCUGACUGGGUCCAGCACCAUGGAUAGUUAUAUUGUUCUGUUAAAGACCUGACUGGGUCCAGCACCAUGGAUAGUUAUAUUGUUCUGUUAAAGACCUGACUGGGUCCAGUACCAUGGAUAGUUAUAUAGUUCUGUUAAAGACCUGACUGGGUCCAGCACCAUGGAUAGUUAUAUAGUUCUGUUAAAGACCUGACUGGGUCCAGCACCAUGGAUAGUUAUAUUGUUCUGUUAAAGACCUGACUGGGUCCAGCACCAUGGAUAGUUAUAUUGUUCUGUUAAAGACCUGACUGGGUCCAGCACCAUGGAUAGUUAUAUUGUUCUGUUAAAGACCUGACUGGGUCCAGCACCAUGGAUAGUUAUAUUGUUCUGUUAAAGACCUGACUGGGUCCAGCACCAUGGAUAGUUAUAUAGUUCUGUUAAAGACCUGACUGGGUCCAGCACCAUGGAUAGUUAUAUUGUUCUGUUAAAGACCUGACUGGACCAGCACCAUGGAUAGUUAUAUUGUUCUGUUAAAGACCUGACUGGGUCCAGCACCAUGGAUAGUUAUAUUGUUCUGUUAAAGACCUGACUGGGUCCAGCACCAUGGAUAGUUAUAUAGUUCUGUUAAAGACCUGACUGGGUCCAGCACCAUGGAUAGUUCUGUUAAAGACCUGACUGGGCCCAGCACCAUGGAUAGUUAUAUAGUUCUGGUAAAGACCUGACUGGGCCCAGCACCAUGGAUAGUUAUAUAGUUCUGUUAAAGACCUGACUGGGCCCAGCACCAUGGAUAGUUAUAUAGUUCUGUUAAAGACCUGACUGGGCCCAGCACCAUGGAUAGUUAUAUAGUUCUGUUAAAGACCUGACUGGACCCAGCACCAUGGAUAGUUAUAUUGUUCUGUUAAAGACCUGACUGGGUCCAGCUCCAUGGAUAGUUAUUGAUGUGUUUGUGUACUGAGGAACAUGUAACUUGGUUCCAGAAAAAAUACACUUUAUUAUUUCAAGCCCUGGUCUCCAUGGGAACAGAAGAGGAACACUCGGUGAGGUAUACUCAGGUUGGACUGCUCCAAAUCAUCUUGGUUCUGACACACACGCAGGUCCAUUAACCGAUUUAAAUACCUCUCACACCCUACUGUAACCUGUGGAUCAUCAGAGAACCUUCAUAAAGUUAAUCAGCUAUUUAAUUGACACUAUGUCGUGUCCUGUAAUACUUAGUUUGGAGUGAGACCCCUUCGGUCAUUCAUAAGACAUUUAUAAAGACUCAUGACGCUCUACUUAAUUUAAAGUCAGACCUCUUCGGUCAUUCAUAAAGGCUUAAUGAUAUAAACUUAGGGAAUUAUCGCUAACACAAAUAAAUGUUAAAAACAUACAUUUCCUUUUAUUUGUAAAUGUUUUAAACAAUACAAUGUAUUUACAUUAGACAGGGCUGUGAAUAGUGUAGCUUGUCCCUGAGCUGGUGGACACAUUAUUCUUGCUUCUCUUCCUGCCAGAGGCACUGUUGCGUGUUGGUUCCAACCUUAAAAGUAACAACAAAGAAAGCUAGCAGGUCUGUUAGGAAAUGCCUUUGUCCCACCAUCUGGAUAAGGUCUGUGCUGCACCAGAAACUAAAUGGGGAGAAGGGAAACUCCUUUCAAUUCAUAUUAUAUUCCUCUUGCAUUUACAAAUCUCAUGACGUGAGUAUGAGACGUGGCUAUAUCUAGGUGGAUGUGUAUUUAACUGAGCCUGCUAGCUAGCAAUUGUUGUGAAAUUACAGACAUUGGUUGAGGUAGCUACAGUAUGUUAUCUAACAACAAACGAAUCUAAAUUACAAUAAAGGUUAACUUACUUGUU
Salvelinus fontinalis (brook trout) is the source of this 6085-nucleotide messenger RNA. RefSeq names its product mannosidase, alpha, class 2C, member 1 (gene man2c1). The transcript has 26 exons. Gene Ontology annotation, molecular function: alpha-mannosidase activity; carbohydrate binding. Lineage: Eukaryota; Metazoa; Chordata; Actinopteri; Salmoniformes; Salmonidae. Gene Ontology annotation, biological process: mannose metabolic process; oligosaccharide catabolic process. Bases 97 to 3228 code for a protein of 1043 amino acids. The record is from RefSeq and is a predicted model, not a curated record.